UCCUUUCCUAUUGGUCUACUAGGAUGCAUUGCCUCCAGAUUCUUCUCCUAUUGGUCCUCCCGGCCUUCAGCCACGCCUCCCCUAAUCCCUUACUGAGCCAGCACUGGGAAAUGUGGAAGAAGUUCCACCAUAAGGAAUACAGCAGCCAGCGGGAGGAGGGCGAGAGGAGGCUGAACUGGGAGACGAAUCUGCGGCUGACGGAGCUGCACAACCUCGAGGCUUCGCUGGGCCUGCACUCCUUCACCAUGGGACUCAACCACCUGGCUGACAUGACGCCGGAGGAGGUGGACGCCAGGCUGAACGGGCUCCUGGUGCCCGAGGACCUCGAUGCCAACCUGACCGUGGCUCUGCCGCUAGAUGGCGCCCUUCCGCCGACGGUCGACUGGCGGAAAAACGGGCUGGUGUCUGACGUUAAAAGCCAGGGCUCGUGCGGCUCCUGCUGGGCCUUCAGCUCGGCCGGGGCGCUGGAGGCGCGGAUGAAGAAGCGGACGGGCCGCCUGGUGUCCCUCAGCCCGCAGAACCUGGUGGACUGCAGCCGGAGCUACGGGAACCACGGCUGCAACGGCGGCUACCUCUCCAAGGCCUUCCAGUACGUCGUCCAGAACGAGGGCCUGGACUCCGACAGCUUCUACCCCUACGAGUUCAAGGUGAGGAGGGGAGGGGGGGGGGCUUUCUUCCGUGUGUGUGUCUGUGUCUCGCUGCGCUGGGGCCCUGGGUGCCAUUCCGGACCUGGGGUGCUGUCUGUGUGGAGUUUGCACGGUCUUUGGCCCGGUGCUCUGGUCUCCUGCCCCAGUGAAUUGGCUUCUGGGAAAACUCGCUCUGGUGCGAGUGGUCUGGCUGCCCGCCCUGCGGCAAACUGGUGUCCCAUCCUGGGUGCGUCCUUCCUUGCUCCCGUCACCUGGGAUAGGCUCGGGCUCCCCAGCAACUUCCGAAUCGGAGCAAGCAGUUAGAAAAUCGCUGGAUGG
This is a messenger RNA of Lepisosteus oculatus (spotted gar), 965 nucleotides long. The record is from RefSeq and is a predicted model, not a curated record. Lineage: Eukaryota; Metazoa; Chordata; Actinopteri; Semionotiformes; Lepisosteidae.